AACCCUAGUCAAUUGCAUAAAAUUCCGGUGGAUUGCUAUAUUUACAGUCGGAAAUCAACAAAGUAUUUAAAAUGUUUAACAAAGCUGCGAUGGUAGGGGCCAUGGUGCGCCGUUCCUUUGGAACCACCCAACUGAUGCGACAAACUAUCAAAAACCACGAACCCAACAAUCUCGAGAGGAAGAUGUUGGUAUGGAGCGGCAAAUACAAGUCCCAGGCGGAGGUUCCAAGUUUUGUGAGCCAGGAUGAGAUGGAGCGUUGUCGGAACAAAAUGCGCAUACGAUUGGCCAACAUCAUGAUUGGAUUAACGGCCAUUGGUUGUGCGAUCAUGAUUUAUAGUGGAAAACAGGCCGCCAAACGAGGAGAAUCUGUUACCAAGAUGAACUUGGAGUGGCACAAACAGUUUAACGAAUCGAAUCCCGAUGCUAAAGCCGCUCCAGCCACAAAGUAGAUGAAAUGGCAUACAACUUAUUAAGGAGUGCCUCUCCUUUAAUUAUUUUCCAUUUGGUGUUUUGAAUUUCAGUUUGAUUUUUGGGAAGAUUUGAAAACUUAAACUUAAAUCGAUUAGUUAAAUUGUGAAACUGAAACUCAAAAGGUCGAUGGACCCUUGCUUUAGUUCCCUUUUGUGAGAAAACCUUGUUUGCCUGGCAUGUGCACAUGCGCCAUAUCCUUGAUAGAUAUUCAGUGAUAUUUGUAAACUCAAAGUUAGAUUUUAUUUUAAUAGCAAGUCAAUAAAUAAUAAAUCAGUGAA
Molecule: messenger RNA, 749 nt
Organism: Drosophila bipectinata
Lineage: Eukaryota; Metazoa; Arthropoda; Insecta; Diptera; Drosophilidae
Product: UPF0389 protein CG9231
Source: RefSeq, a predicted model, not a curated record